CGAAUUCCACCACGCCGCUUCCACCACAGAGCAACCCGUCUACGCUGGGCAAGGCACCUCUGGAAGAGAAGCCUUCAACAAGCUCUCACAAGUACGCUACACUCUCAGUGGAGACUCUAGAACCGGACAGUCUCUACACAAGCCGUAGUGAAGCAGAGGGCAGCGCUGAUCAGGAGCCGUUCAAACGUAACGAACGUAACCGCGCCACGCUGGCACGCAUCCUGGCCAUCGAUCCGAGCAAGCAGAGCACGGGGGACGCGCCGAUCUCAACGCAACCGCAGCAGUGCAGCAUCAAGGGAGUGCAGAAGUUCCCGCAGGUCCUCCAGCAGAACUCGGUGGCCCCGUACAACCACCACAUCCCUCAGCUGGUAGCCGGUCAGGCACAGCGGAACUCCCCUAAAGCUGAACAGGUCCCCGUGGGCAGUCCUCCCACAAUGCACCACCCAGCAGAUCGUAACACACCCCCAGCAACAACAACAGCAGCAGCAGCAGCAGCAACAAGAACGACAGGAACAGCAGGAGCAGGAGCAGGAGCAAUGCAUAAGUUAUCCAAUGACUAUGAUGAUCUGACAUACAGGACAGGACAGCCACCAUUGUCGGCCAGCUCCCAGCGACCACGCAUGCACAUCGACGACAGCAUUCACCCAUAUCAUGUCACUGCCAACCACCGUGUGCCUCAGAGUGACUCGGACGCGCAGGUCUCGGCAGCUCUCUACCCGCUCACUUCGCCCACAAACAGCACCUCGACGGGGAGACACUUCCAAACGGCAGGUCCAUUCUAUCGACCGGCAUCGCCCACUACGUCAACAUGUGUGUCGUGCUUUGGCGUGCGAACCAAGCCCUACAAUGCCAAGCUUGUUGCUACGAGCAACAGAAAUCCCCGUAAUGGCGGUUCAUCGCGGAGUCGUGGCAAGAACGCCUCCUCACCAUCGCCAGUCGACGGUACUCAAUGCAAGGCCUAUCACCGUCUGACACUGGUGAUGUCACUGAUUGCCGCUGUACUGUCCCUAGCUGCUCUGGCCAUUACUCUCCUCGUGUUCCUGGGAAUACUGAAGACCGAUAUGACUGGCAGCUGUGAAUGUAAUGCACAGAAUGGCAUUCUCGGCCAGCCUGCAAACACAGCCACCACCACUGCUAUGCCAGCGUCCAAAUUUCCCGUUUCCACGCCGACCCCGAUCACCAACGCACCAUUGGCUAACACCUCUGAACAAUGUACACCCGUAUGCAAUGCAUCACUUGCAUCACUGGUGCGUGGUGAGAGAGGACCACGGGGACAGCAGGGUCCCAUUGGACCAGCCGGUCCUCAAGGAGCUCAGGGUAUCCCAUGGGUCUGCCCAGUAACAGGUUGGAUCCAGUUUGGACAAACGUGCAUCGGUGAGGCUGAACCUGGGUCAAUCUUCACCUAUGAAGCUGGUCGUUCAAAAUGUGCAGAGAUCGCUAAUGCACCUGGAGCCAAGCCCCUCGUGAUCACUUCACGAUGGUUGGCACUGAUGGCCUUCACGCUUGCUGUCCGGGAGGAGUCGAUAUGGACAAGUUUGCAAACUGGUGAAGAUGGACUGCUCAAGGGUGCCGGCGGGCAGUCCGUGAAUGCGCUGACGAACUCCGCACUCUACAAAAAUAACAACCUCUCUGGCGCAGGCUGUGAUUACAUCUCUGAGUUCACAGGUCCAACACUGCAUCCCGUUGUCAGGAGAGGUUCCUGUGACACCAAGCGACCCGCCUUGUGCAUCGUACAACCCUAAAUGAUCCAGUACCAUGACUGGCGGUAGGAGGUUUUGAUUGGUCUGGGCCUAUCCUCGCCUUUCAUACAGUUUGUGUAUGAUAUGGAGGGUAGUCACAUGACUUUCAUACAGUUUGUGUAAGGUAUGGAGGGUAUAGAUAUGACCUCCUCAGCAGUAAUCACAUGUUGGAAGGCAAAACGUUGGUCUGGUCAUUGUCUGACCAAGCGGAUCGGUUCCACUGAGCCUGCAUAACAGCUACCUGUCCCAAAAUUGAAUAAUCUCUCAAGAUAUGAUGAUUGUACGAAUGGUGCAUGCAUGGAGAUGCUGAUUGGCCAUUGCCCAGACAAGGAUCACGUGAUGCCUCUAGGUCUGCUACUCAGCUGUGCUGUAUAUAUACAUACAUGUAGGCUUGGGGGCCUUUGAAGUGGCUCCCAUCGAUCUGGAUUGUCGCUACAUACCUGUUACUGUCAGGCCCGUUUGAGUACUAAUAUAACAAUGUUUUGUGGACAAAAUCGGUGAAAUUAUCUUGUUCCCAGGCAAACGGUGAACCGGUUGGCCUACUCUCUGCAUUGCGCUUACUAAAUUUACUACAGAAUAUCCAUCCCUGCCUGUAUUUAUACCCAACAUGCUCAUACACAUACACAUACACGUACAUGCAUGCAGAGGAUGCAGUAAUGCACCCGUGGCCACUUACUGGUAAGUAACUCUGCAUACUCUGUAAAUUAUACUGGUAGACCACUGUGUAUUACACUAUUGCGGCAUUACGAUAUAUUCCUCUUUGCAUCCAAUACAAAGUAAUUUUUUUUAAUCAACUUCCAUUUUCUUUUCAAGUCGUUUGACGUC
Molecule: messenger RNA, 2564 nt
Organism: Sycon ciliatum
Lineage: Eukaryota; Metazoa; Porifera; Calcarea; Leucosolenida; Sycettidae
Exons: 7
Coding region: 435-1742 (435 amino acids)
Source: RefSeq, a predicted model, not a curated record